Molecule: messenger RNA, 687 nt
Organism: Wallemia mellicola CBS 633.66
Lineage: Eukaryota; Fungi; Basidiomycota; Wallemiomycetes; Wallemiales; Wallemiaceae
Exons: 1
Coding region: 135-614 (159 amino acids)
Source: RefSeq, a predicted model, not a curated record
AACAACCACAACAACCACAACAACAACAACAACAACAACAACCACAACAACAGCAACAGACGCGCUUUGGAAACCUUCAAGAACUUUCUCUACAGGAGCAAGAACGGCGAUUGAGUUCUUCCCAAGCAGCAGAGAUGGUCAAGAGGGUUGAGAAGGAGCUACUAACUCUUGCUGAGAGUGGAAAGGCACCAAAUUUGAGUAAUAGCCGAUUGGGGAGUGGUGUGGAGCAGAGUGAACUCCUCGAGCGUCUGCAACGCUAUGGUGAGACCCUCGCCUUAAAGCGAGAUGCAGAAAAGCGAGAGGAUGACAUUGCUCGUAGUCAAACAAGUAGCCAAUCAAAUAGCCCACAGACUGAUAAUUUGAGAGUGAGCGUCAACCAUAGCGAGACAUCCCCUCGUACAUUUGCGCGCAGGCAGUCGUCUCUACAGCACAACAAGCUGAAGCAGAGUCAUAAUAUUGCAAAGAAGAAUCAAUACAAUGUCCGUAAUGAUCUCUUUCAGAAUGACUUUGAUAGUAAGGUUCCUUCGCCGCUGCAUUUGUCACACACCACGUCCAAUAGCUCGACGAGGUACUCCAAGAUAUUCAAGGGUAUUAAGUCUAAACUGACCCAUUAGGGUUGUAUAAACUAUGUAAAAUAGCUGUAUUCUUGCCAUUUUUGUAAUAUAUUCUGAGCUCAUGAACGAUCAU